Messenger RNA from Serendipita indica DSM 11827, 1425 nucleotides. NCBI's taxonomy places the organism in Eukaryota, Fungi, Basidiomycota, Agaricomycetes, Sebacinales, Serendipitaceae. The record is from the annotation of a GenBank genome assembly.
AUGUUGGUUGAGUCUCGCAUCUUCUUCGUCCUCAUGGCCCUCGCAGUCGCCGUUUACUCCCUAUCAGCCCGCGCCGCUCAAGACCUCGCGUCGAAUGCGACGGAAUGCCUUUCGCCACGCACUAAGGAGUAUAGAAGUUUACCUGGGAUAAUCUGGAGUUGUCUCACUACCACGUUCUUGUGCAUCUGGGUGGCCCUCCAUCUCAACGUUCCCGAACCUGUGGACACCAGAGGCUUGGGUUACUUGACCCGAUUCAAAAUCUGGACAAAAUCGGUCCUCAGAUGCAACGUGGUGCCUAUCAUUGUCACAUUGGUGUUCCCCGAAUGGGUUCUGGGUAUGGCGAUUCUUCAGUUUACCAAAGCCACACGACUAGCAAAGGACAUUGGUGCCACCCGCCAGCAAGGGUUCUUCAUCAUCAUGGGCGGGUUUCAUCUCUUUGAGCGAGGUCAACAGUCAUCGUAUGAUGCGAAUGGAGAACAGGACGAAGAGUCAAACCACCUACUGUUCAGGAAAUCCGCGCUGGAAGCGGGAGACGGUCGACGUGAAUAUGCACCAAGCAAAAGGGCAACCAAAGCAGUUGAUGAGGAGUUUGGAAAGCCUAUCCACCCUCUUGAUGAAUUCGACGUCCGUCGUCUCAUCAAAGAUGAUAAACUUCUCCUCCCUACUCCGGCUGAGCUGCAGGACAAGUGCAAGAACGACGGACUCGCAAAGUUUCUUGUCAUAGUCCAAACUCUCUGGUUUAUCGCUCACUGCAUUGCGCGGAAAGUCAGUAACCUCCCACUCACGGAACUCGAGGUUGUUACCCUUGGUUAUACUCUCCUCACCGUGGCAAUGUACAUUGCAUGGUGGGACAAGCCGUAUCGGGUGACAUUCCCUGUGCGUGUGUACGAAACUCUUCCGGAGCGUACGGAAGAGCAGAAGAGGUUGAAGCAGGAGAUGGAAGAACACGGCCUUUUGAGUAGAGCCCUGGCGUAUGCAGUAGGCGUUCAGGGCGGAUACGUGGACCUACGGAGUCUGAAACAAGUCCCAAUGUUUCACUCUGGAUACAAUAAAGAUGAGGGUACUGCCGGCGAUCUCGUUGGCUUUUUGACCACAAUCAUUGUCGGGACAGUGUUUGGUGCUGUCCAUUUUCUUGCGUGGUCGUCACCUUUUCCGUCCCAUCACAUGCAAUUUCUCUGGCGAUUUGCGAGUAUCGUCAUGACUGCAGUGCCACCUGCAGCAAUCGUGGUCCUGUUCUCCGCAGUGGGAAUUGACAAGAUAUCUAGAAGCUUAGGCAUGGUGAUCAUGCUCCUCCAGUUUCUAUUAAUGCCCCUCUACUUUGUUGGAAGGGGAAUAACAAUUAUGCUUGCUUUAGUGACGCUUGGGACGCUCCCACUCGACGCAUAUCGAGACAUGGAAUGGUCUGACUUCUUCCCUCAUAUCUAA